Molecule: messenger RNA, 819 nt
Organism: Fusarium poae
Lineage: Eukaryota; Fungi; Ascomycota; Sordariomycetes; Hypocreales; Nectriaceae
Exons: 1
Coding region: 1-819 (272 amino acids)
Source: RefSeq, a predicted model, not a curated record
AUGUACGAUGAAAGCUCGCCAUCCACCGCCGAAGCCCGGCGCCUCAAGAAGCGAGAGCUCGAUCGCAAAGCCCAGAGAUUAGCCCGUGAGAGGACAAAAGGUAGAAUUGCGCAGCUGGAGAGCAUGGUAGACAAUCUAAGACACAGCGACUCGAAUGCACAGGUGUCUACGUUAAUUGAUGAGUUGGAGAAGAUUACAAAGGAGAGGGACAAUUUGUUACAAGUGCUCGACUCUCUAGGAUCAACCAUUCGUCGUCAUCUUGGUGGCUCCAACACCAGCGAGAUAUCAACCGACAUCAAACCCAAAGCUUCGCCACGCACCACACCGAGAGCUGAUGGACCAGCAAAACCAAGUAGCUCUACAGUCCCAAUUGACUCCGUUUCACAGACGAGUGGCUCUUCAAUGCUGGAACUCCCUAUGAACGCGCCCCCAACGAAUCCCCUCGCCUACAACAGCUGGACGUAUCCCGUCAGCAACAGUCCAUAUGAGACCUCCACGGCCUUUGACAGCUCCAUCCUCCCACCAUCUGGUGACGGUUUCAUGGAUAUUCAACCUCUCCUACCAAGCCUUCCAACUCCUGCCCCCGAAGACGAUGAUGUUAUAUUCCCUAAAGCCACAGUCUUGUGCCACUGCUCGAGCCCCACGAAUUGCGCGUCCAACUACUACGGCGUGAAGCCUAACGUUUGGCGUACAAUCAACGAAACCGUACAGAAUCGCCCAAAAGAAUUGUUCGAAAGGGUCAGCAAUCCAGUACCGGCCGACAGGUGCACCUCCUGGACACUUGACGGAACUUGCCUAGCUUCAGUCCAAUUUGAAUGA